Sphaeroforma arctica JP610 is the source of this 2815-nucleotide messenger RNA. RefSeq lists its product as hypothetical. The record is from RefSeq and is a predicted model, not a curated record. NCBI's taxonomy places the organism in Eukaryota, Ichthyosporea, Ichthyophonida. Bases 362 to 1537 code for a protein of 391 amino acids. The transcript is spliced from 3 exons.
UUCAAAACGCAUCACAAAUAGUGAAAUUGAUUAUCAGAACGAUUAGAUUGCUUUUCCGGCGUUUUGAACUAACUGACACUGACAAGAAGAGCUUUCACAAGGGCAAGGGCCACAUUGUAUACAUAUAAACCCUUGAGCAACAAACACACCUUCGUACUAGGAGGCUAUAGCGUGGUGAGGGUUGGCACGAUUGAUGCGCUUAGGUGACAUAUCUUCAAAAUCAAAUAAGACUAUUUUGAAACUGUGCGAUUGCAAUUAGUGUGCACUGUUCAGUGAACUGCGAUCUUCGUUGACAUUCACUGUUAUAGGUUGGAAAAUAUCGACUGGUCGAUUGUGGUCGAUUGCCUUAUAAUAUACCAUCAUGUGCGGUGCGGUGUGGUGUAAGGCCACCGCGAAGAAGGACAACCCUGCUGUACACGUGCCCAAGAAGCUGGAGCUCAGAAGAGAGUGGCUGGAACUCAUUCGCCCCAACUACUCGGAACAUGACCUCACACGGGAAUUGCGAGUCUGUCACAAGCAUUUCAAGCCGGAGCAAUUCCACCAGGUCAACAAGUACACCAAGCUGCUCAAGGGAGAGCUACCCAUGACUUUUGAGGAGGAGUGCACAUACUACGAUAUAUCCGACGAAGAAGUGCGCCAGCGAGUGGCUACAGGAAGGAAGCGCAACCGCAGGCGAGAGGAGGAAGGCGAGGUUUCUAUUGGGACGGGAAGGGGUAUACUGGCACUGGCUGCAAGUGCGGCUGAGCUGGAGACGGGCUCUGGAGCCACCGAAGGCAUGGUCCGUGGGGUGUUGGAAGAGAAGAACAAUCGCAUCACGAGUCUAUUAACGGAGGUCGGUGUGCAUGCGGAGACGAAUACGAAGCUGAGGAUAGAGAAUGAGCGGCUGAGACAGGCCGUGAAGCAAGUUAAGACGUCCAUUAGGCAGGUUAUCAAGGAGUCUUUGCCCCCGCCUCCACAGCCCGUACCACCACCCGUACCACCACCCGUACUACGCCAGCCAGCGAACAACAUGCUGCCGAGUGCCGUGUCACCGCCACACGCAGCGCAGAAUAUGGCCACUCACCAUGUCGAGGGAGCCGAGGGGAUGGAUGUUGCAGGUGACAAUGGGGGGGCUAUGGAUACGGACGAGCUCAAUGACGGUGUGCACCAUGCUCAGCAGGAACAACAGCAGCAACUGCAGAUACAAAACCAGGAACAGCAGGCGCAGGUGCAACAACAACAGGUACACGAGCAGGAACAAGCUCAACAGCAACAGGCCCAACAGCAGCAGGCGCAGGUGCAAUACGAGGUGCCGCAUAUCAAUCAGCACGAUCCCAUGGAGGUACACCAAGUGAAUAAUACGACUGCUGCGGUGGCGGCAGUGGUGGCUGCCGCGCAGAUGGCUGCAGAGCAACAGCAGCAGCAACAAGUACACCAACCGCAGGCCCAGCAGCAGCCGCAACAACAACCACAGCAGCAUGGUAUGCUUGCCACCCCGCCGGUAGUUGACGUGUCAGUCGCGGUCCAGCCUGCGGAUGGGUCCGCCAUGUCGCAGUAGUUGUAUUAUGUUGGUAUGAAAGACAAACAGGUAGUGUACCUGUUCUUUAUCACAUACGAACACUUCGAAUAUACUGUUAUUUUACACAAUGUGAACUGUCCGGUUCAAUUGUGUAUUGUUGAACAUUUAGCCUGGAUACACUUUUUUUUGUAGUCGUCAAUGUACAUGGUAAAAGACGCGCGGAGUGCUGAGGGGACAUUUGACAGCCGGGUGUGCAUCGAGGAUAUACAGCGCACACAACCAUCGUAGAUAUCCAUCCUUCAGCUCUCCAGAUCGGCGAGUUAAGACACCGCGCUUGGAAUGCUAGUCAAAAUCGCAAAUACUAUAUAUGUCCCAGCUCACCCGCUCUUCCUCGCCAUACCAAUCGAAGCCUUUGGACUCUUUUCCCGUAGUAUGGUACACGCGUGCGCACCUGUCGGUGCAAAGUCCAACGUGACAAACGCGAGAUAAUGCUGUAGGUGUAUAAGUAGCUUGUAUAGCCCGAGACUACUGAAUCUUCAACCGGUAUAUGGCAGCGCUCCGAUUUGUUACCGCGUACUUCGGGCGUGGAUCAAAUCUUAGAACUAGUAUGCGAAGUGGUCGGUCUGUGGGUCAGAGAAGUGGCAAAGUCGGAGGCCCCUCCCAGACUGAGAUAAAUACCAAAGUCUUAGAAGACGCAAGGAGUUGAACGAGGCGUGGUACAUGUCGCGUGGUUGAGGUGUCCGGUGCAACGUUUUUAGAGGCUAUCUUGGACGGCGUUCGCCGUUAGGUGGUGCAUCAGCAGGAGCCUGAGUUGAAUUUUGGUGCAAGGAGUAAACGCGUACUUUUCAUGAGCUACCUCUUGACUUGGAAACAAUGUCAUCAUCUGCGAUGUUUGUGGGUGAAGUCUAUUGGCCGGACACUCGGGAGAGACACACGUUAACUGUGAUGCCAAUACCAAGAUAACACCACGUUCAAUGCCCAGGCAUCCUUGAGAAAGACAUAGGUCGAAGCAUGUAUGGCCAAGGCUCUUAAUAUAUGACGCUGGGUUUUAUGAGCGGAUUAUAGUGAGUGUCUCAUCAAUGCAUACAAAGCCAUCUGUUGGUUGUCACAGCUUGGCUGGUUUGUAUAUUUCUGUAGUAUGUACACCCCCAUGGUGCGUGCAUGGCUGCGGCGAAUCAGUUAAUAUCAUAACAUAAAUGCUCCUGGGAGCGAAUAUUGAUUAUCGAACUGAGACAAACAAGAUUAUGAUCCUGGAGACGUAUGCGUUGCGAUCAAGGUGUGCUGGGCAGCAACGGCUCAUCGACACCUUCCUCCCAC